This is a messenger RNA of Anneissia japonica, 4094 nucleotides long. Its product is annotated as L-fucose kinase-like. The transcript is spliced from 28 exons. Lineage: Eukaryota; Metazoa; Echinodermata; Crinoidea; Comatulida; Comatulidae. Bases 187 to 3576 code for a protein of 1129 amino acids. Gene Ontology annotation, biological process: GDP-L-fucose salvage. The record is from RefSeq and is a predicted model, not a curated record. Gene Ontology annotation, molecular function: ATP binding; fucokinase activity.
UCGUUACGGUUGAUUAAGCCUAGCUUGCAACAUACACAACACAAGAGGAUGAGAUGAGGCAGUAAAAUGUGCCAAGAGACACAGUAGAAUCAAGGACUAUUAGGCCCUAACUGGCUUUGUUUUAGGUCUGCUGGACAGAGCAUGUUGUAGGGCUAAGUUGUUAAACAAGAUUUUCCAAAAGAAAAAAUGGACAGUAAAUUGACAGGUAGUGAAGGCAACAAAGCAGAAAUUGGAAAAUGGAUUGCUGAAACCAAACGACUUCAAAAACUGCUGGAUGAACUUGACUGCAUAAAUGAAGAUGGACAGUACGUGAGAAAACGAGCUCAGUGGACUGCGAUUGCACUCACUUGUCGUAAUAAGGUUGAUGCCCAUGUCUAUCAAAGAGAACUUGAAAUGCGAAAGAAAAAGGGUCUUAUUGAUAAGAAUGUUGUGAUAGUAACAGUUGAAGAUCCAGAGGGCAGUGUUGGAAGCGGAGGCGCUACAUUGAAUGCAUUACUCGUCCUGGCUGAACAUCUAAGUGCUAAGAAGAAUUUUACGGUACUGAAUGUUGAUGUUUUAUCUGGGGCCAGGAUAUUAAUUCUUCACGUGGGGAGUGACUAUGUCUUUGAUGCUUGCAGCAAAGCAUUUGUAACGCUACCAGUCACUAUGAAAACGAUAGAAGAAGAAGGCUAUGACUCUCUUGUCUGUAACCUUGACUACAUAUUACACUUUAUGACAUUUAAAAUUGCUGUCAAUGCUCCCCCUGGUGUGUGGGUAUGCAGUACGGAAAUGCUGUUGAACAUUCCAGAUGAUGUGGACCUUAACUGGAAAAAUUUCCAGGGAGUGCGGGCAAUUACUGUACCAGCCAGUGUGGAGUACGCAUUGAAUCAUGGUGUUUAUAAAAUUGAUAAGGAAGGACAAAUUGAGGAUAUUAUCUACAAGGGAAAAGCCAACACCCUCCAGCAGUGUGCACUGCCUGAUGGGAAGGUUCCACUUGUUGCCGGUAUUGUGUUUCUCUCUGAAAAGGUGUCAGAAAAGUUAGCCUCCUUUUGUGUCACACCACCGCUGGAUGCCUGUACAUUUAAUGGUCUUGAUAGUGGCGUCAAAUUGAUUUCGCUUUCCUUGUUUUUUGAUGUGCUAUUGUGCAUGGCAAGUGAAGUGAAUGAAGAAGAUUUCAUAUCAGGCAAUCGAAUGCAGAAGCGCAAUACAGGCAUAAAUGAGAAUGAAUUGGACAAGAAAAAUAUAACCAGGGCUUUAAGUCUCAUCUGGAAAAAUCUCAGAGGCAUCAGGUUACAAGCAGAACUUAUUCAAGAAGGCAGCUAUAAUUAUUUCACCAAAGAUGCAUCUGAAUUUCGAAGGUACCUAAUGAUGUGCCCUCUCCAAUCAGAUCAAGAUAAAUUUUUCAGUUGGACCAACCGGAAACAUUGUCAUAUCCAGAAACCUGAGAUGAUUGAUGAGCCUAGUGUGGUAAUUAACUCUGUACUGGAAGGUGAUGUUAAAGUUGGCGUAAACUGUGUCAUCUCACACUGUAAAAUCAAGGGCAAUAUGAAUAUUGGGAAAAAUUCUAUGCUGUAUGGAGUUGAUCUAACAGAUUUUGUGGAUAACAUAGAAUUUGAUGCUGGCAUAGUCUUCCAGGGAUUCAAUAUUCAACUUGGAGGUGAAAGGAAACAGAAAACUCGUGUUUAUACCAUCAUGGGCAAGAUGGACCAUUUACAAAACCCUUUUGUUAAAGGAAAGUUGUUAUUUUGCAAUGAACCAUGGGUAAUGUUCAGCAACAGAACUGGAAUAUUGGCAGAAGACUUAUGGGCACCUGAUCUAUCGGACUAUGAUCAGACUUUGUUUAAUGCAAAACUAUUCCCAGUAUGGCAUCAUACAAAGACGGUUGGUAUCCAAGAGGUCCUAUGGUUGGUUGUUGGGAAGCAAGAUCCAGUAAUGCUUGCUAGGUGGCGCUCUUCAUGGCGACUCUCAUUUGAGGAUAUUAUGUGUUCUAUUGAUCAUGCUAAUGAAUUUGAUUGGAGGAGAGAGUUAUUCUAUGAAGUUAGUAGACAUCAUAUAUGGGAUGUUCUUCAGAAUGGUACCGACGAUGGCCUUCAAAAACUUUUCAAGAGUUUGGUCACGGAAAACUAUGCAGAUCAACUACUGGAUGUACUUGACGAAGUUGCUAGUACGUCUUCGUCAAAUGGUGUUGCAGCCAGAACGCUUGUGUGUAUUGCUGGUGUACUUGGGGCCUUGGCCAACAAUGAGGGCGGUCUUCGCAGUGGCCCUGCUGCAAAUACAGAGUGGCAACCAGCAUUCCAGUUACUUGAGAGUGAAAGAAUCGCAGAGGGUGUUAAACUUCUGAAGAAAGUGCGUAGUGAUUGGAUGAACCAACCUGUGAGACUUGUGAGGGCAGCGCGUCAUUAUGAAGGUGCUGCACAGAUCUUAAUCCGACAUGCUGUUAUGUCUGCUAGGAAUUUUAUAUCAACUACCCCUUGUGAACCACCAGCAAUGGGAAAAUGGGUGACUGUCAGUUGUCCAGCACGCAUUGACAUAUCUGGUGGUUGGUCAGAUACUCCACCAAUCACGUAUGAGAGUGGAGGUGCUGUGAUUGAUGCUGCCAUCCAAUUGAAUGGAAAGCGCCCAAUAGGUGCAAAAUGCAAAAAAAUUCCUGAACCACAUAUAUCACUGGUACUGAAGAGUAAUUACAGUCCAAGUGUCGCUCUGGAGUGCAAUCUUCUUGAUGAUCUUCAAGAUUAUAAUAAUCCACAAGCCCCAGGUGCACUUCUGAAGGCAGCCUUCAUCUGUGCUGAGGUCGUAGCGUUUCCAUCUGACGUGUCCCUUUCUGAUCAGCUUCAGUCACGGUAUGGUGGUGGAUUUGAGCUGCAUACCUGGUCUGAUGUUCCUCAUGGCUCAGGUCUGGGGACCAGUAGUAUUUUAGCAGGAGCUGUGAUAGCUGUUCUGUGGAGAAUUUCAGGAAAAUCCUAUGACCAUUCGUCACUCAUACAUGCCGUUCUUCACUUUGAACAAAUUUUGACAACUGGUGGCGGUUGGCAAGACCAAGUUGGAGGCCUAACUGGAGGUAUCAAUAUUGGACAUUGUAAAGCAGGGUUACCUUUGAAAGUUGACAUCACACAUGUGGACAUCUCAGACAAUAUGCUGGCCAAAUUUAAUAACCAGUUUGUACUGGUUUACACUGGAAAAACCCGCCUUGCUAGAAAUCUGCUUCAAGAAGUUGUAAGAAAUUGGUAUGCACGGAUUCCACAAGUAGUUGACAAUGUGCAGAAUCUGAAGACCAAUGCCUGGCUGUGCUUUGAUGCCUUUAAAGAAGGUAAUCUGGAAAAAAUUGGUGCAUGUAUGAACACUUACUGGGAACAAAAGAAAAUCUUAGCAACUGGAUGCGAGCCUAGCACUGUCAAAAACAUGAUGGAUGCCCUCAGACCUCAUGCAUAUGGACAAAUAUUAGCAGGAGCUGGUGGUGGUGGAUUCCUGUGUGUUGUUACCAAAGAAAUCAAUGGCUAUGAUGUAGUGAAAACUGCUCUUAAAGAUUUUGAGGAUGAGAUUGAAGUAUUUAAAGUUGUGCUAGACCAAGCAGGGAUACUAGUGGAGGUAGAAGAAUAGAUCAUGGUAAUGCUCAACAAGUUCAAACAGAGCCUACUGCCAAAGGCCUAGAAGCAGUUGUUGAAAGCGAUUAUACAGUUAUACAGGGUACUGUAUAGCGUAGUGUCUUUUAUUGAUCCCAGCUACAUGUCUUCCAAUCAUGACGGCUUUUAUAAAUGAAUAUAACAAUUGUGAUAAUGUGUAAAAUUUAUACCGGUACUACAGAUCCUUCAUGCACUGCCAGAUGAUGAUUUUUUAGCAUUGGUGGCGCCAGGCACCUGAUGAGGGAUUGACAUGCACUUCAACCUCGCCAUGGUUGGUGCUGAGCACAUUUUUUUAAUAGGCUUUUUAAAGCAGUCUUCUUAGACAAAAUGAUUGGCUCCUGCAAAAGAGGGUCCAGGGUUCCCUGAUGAAGGGUCAUGUGUCCUUGACCCCUACUCUGUCACCACGAUUGGCACGAUUGACACAUGGCCAAGGCGUAUCACAGAACUUGAUGUUGAUGGACCUCGUUCACAAGGUCAUCCACUUAAGUCAUGGCA